Messenger RNA from Owenia fusiformis, 731 nucleotides. The record is from the annotation of a GenBank genome assembly. Lineage: Eukaryota; Metazoa; Annelida; Polychaeta; Sabellida; Oweniidae.
CCAUGCCAUACAGAGGGGAGAUAUAGCAUGUGUUGUAUGUUUUUCAGGUCAAUGUUCACAAUGCUUGACAGCCUACAGUCUGUCUGGUAACAACCCAGCCAAAUGUUUCACAGAGACCUGGCUGACCCAUGCCAUACAGAGGGGAGAUAUAGCAUGUGUUGUAUGUUUUACAGGUCAAUGUUCACAAUGCUUGACAGCCUACAGUCUGGUAACAACCCAGCCAAAUGUUUCACAGAGACCUGGCUGACACAUGCCAUACAGAGGGGAGAUAUUGCCCGUGUUUUAGAGCCUGUCCUGUUACUAUUACUCCAUCCAGAUACUGCAAGGAUAUCGAUCCAACAUGUGAACAUCCAUCAACCCAAAAAUGUGAAACUUUCCAUAUCUUCAAGUGAUGAAGAAAUGGUCGUCACUGAGGCCAGAAUUUAUGCAAUUUCAAGCGAAGGGGGUAAUGUUAUCUAUCAUGUUAACCCAAAGGGUGCUAAGCCAGUCAUCAGAAAGAAAACAGCAGAUGAACAGGUCAGAUCUACCACACUGACAUCUUUAGGUAACAAAGGAAUGCAGACAGUUGGCUCAAAUAGUCGGUUUUCAGAAAAUGAAUUCUCGUUCGAUAAAGUUGAUGUCAACCAAGUUAACUUGAGAUUGAAUCCUUUUGGUUCAAAUUCAUCUUUAGAUAAAAGCUUGCUGUUUGAUGGAUUUGAUAUUUCUUUGUCUAAAAUCACAAAUGCUAAACG